AUGACGUUGUAUCGAUUGGUGGUGUUGGGAGAUGGAGGUGUAGGCAAAACGGCACUAACUAUACAGCUCUGCCUGAAUCACUUCGUUGAAACGUACGAUCCUACCAUCGAAGAUUCUUACCGCAAACAAGUCGUUAUUGAUGCACAGGCCUGUAUGCUAGAAGUUCUUGACACUGCCGGACAGGAGGAAUAUACAGCCCUGAGAGACCAAUGGAUAAGAGAUGGUGAAGGCUUCGUUCUGGUAUACAGUAUCACAUCUCGGAAUUCGUACGAUCGCAUAAGAAAGUUCUUCAAUCAAGUACAGCGAGUAAAAGAGUCGCACCAUCCAGCUUCACCCAUUGGUGGGUCUUACCUGCAAGCCCAAAUGCAAAAUGGUCCAGUAUAUACAGGACCUGUGCCUGUUAUGCUGGUUGGAAACAAGAGUGACAAGCAUCACGCGAGAGAGGUAUCGUCUCAAGAAGGUCAAGCAUUGGCAAAAGAGUUAGGCUGCGAAUUUGUCGAAGCUUCAGCUAAAAAUUGUGUGAAUGUUGAAAGAGCUUUCUUCGACGUUGUCCGUGCGCUACGUAAACAGAGGCAGAGUCCUGUGACAGCGUCUGAUCGCAAGCCCCAACAACCGUACAGUUCGAGGAAUCACCAUGAUCCGGAACCUGGACGGCACUCGAAGCAUAAGAGAGGCUCGAAAUGCACGAUAUUAUGA
Lithohypha guttulata is the source of this 696-nucleotide messenger RNA. RefSeq names its product RAS2 protein (gene ras2). NCBI's taxonomy places the organism in Eukaryota, Fungi, Ascomycota, Eurotiomycetes, Chaetothyriales, Trichomeriaceae. Gene Ontology annotation, cellular component: plasma membrane. The record is from RefSeq and is a predicted model, not a curated record. Gene Ontology annotation, biological process: Ras protein signal transduction. Gene Ontology annotation, molecular function: GTPase activity; GTP binding; GDP binding. The coding region runs from base 1 to 696 and encodes 231 amino acids. The transcript has 2 exons.